This is a messenger RNA of Ornithodoros turicata, 3084 nucleotides long. Its product is annotated as 2-oxoadipate dehydrogenase complex component E1-like. Gene Ontology annotation, molecular function: oxoglutarate dehydrogenase (succinyl-transferring) activity; thiamine pyrophosphate binding. Bases 279 to 2999 code for a protein of 906 amino acids. The transcript is spliced from 22 exons. The record is from RefSeq and is a predicted model, not a curated record. Lineage: Eukaryota; Metazoa; Arthropoda; Arachnida; Ixodida; Argasidae. Gene Ontology annotation, biological process: tricarboxylic acid cycle.
UGCUACAGUUUCACGCGGUGAUAAAUGCAAGCUACGAUAAAGGUUGUUACACUCCAGGUACACAUCUGGGUUCAAGGGCCAGAGAUAACUGCCUGAUUGCACGGCAGACAACGCCGAGACGUCUGCUCGCUGAGAAUUCCUGCUCAAGGCCGCGCUUGGCAGUCCGUGAGAUCGGUGAAAAGCGGGGAGGUUGCUUUCCUAAAGUGACCUAAAUGGGGUCACUGAGCGUACCACAACAAAAACAGUGAAGGGCACUAUCCUUGUGGGACGGUAUAACCAUGCAUUGCUUUAGUUGCGGAAGAACAUACGUUAUUAGCAGACGAUUUUUCAAGUGGAAACCGCCACGACGACGGUGCAGCAAUGAAACUUAUCCGAACUACUUGGUGCAAAACCUUUCUGAAGAGAGCCCCAAAGUAUCAUCACUGAUCAACGCAUAUAGGACAUGGGGUCACCAAGUAGCAACAAUCAACCCUCUUGUACGAACACUACCCAUGAAGCAUGUCAGAGCUCUAGACCCAGAAAGUCACGGCUUAAAGCCAACGCAGAAAUUCUCUGGAGUCUCUGUGGAGGAGCUGGUCAGCCAUCUCAAAGACGCGUACUGCGGUCCAGUGGGUUUGGAAUUCAUGUACAUGGCAGACGACGCAAAGAAAACGUGGUUUGCCAGGCGCUACGAAUCUCUUCUUGCAGAAGGAAGACCACCACCAGAAAUGCGCAGGAAAUUCGCGGAAGUUCUUCUCAAGUCACAGGCCUUCGACAAUUUUUUGGCUGCAAAAUUCUCAACGGUUAAACGGUACGGCGGGGAAGGAGCGGAGAGCAUGAUGGCGUUCUUCUACGAACUGUUCCGGUGCCUUCCACAGUCCAAUGUCACAGACGUCGUCAUCGGAAUGCCGCAUCGAGGGCGCCUCAACCUCCUCACGGGGCUGCUACAGUUCCCGGUUGUUGAAGUGCUCCAGAAGAUGAAAGGAAUGCCAGAAGUACCAGCUGGCAUCAAGGGUUCUGGAGAUGUGCUGUCCCACCUUGCGACAGCAGUCGAUCUCACAGAGUACGGAAGGCAGAUACAUGUAACCUUGCUUCCAAAUCCGUCCCACCUCGAGGCAGUGAGCCCUGUAGCUGUUGGCAAAGCUCGUGCCCGACUUCAAAGCCUCGAUCCAUCAGGCUACCACGACAAGUGGGUCAGACGACGAGCCGACGGAUCGGGUGGCGGACCUGUGCUACCCAUUCAAGUCCAUGGUGAUGCUUCGUUUGAGGCACAAGGCGUGAUAAUGGAAACUUUAGCUCUAGCGAGGCUCAACAACUUCACCGUCGGCGGGUCACUCCACCUUGUGGUGAACAAUCAAAUUGGGUUCACUACUCCACCAGAUUUCGGCAGGUCAUCCACCUAUGUGAGUGAUAUCAUGAAGAUGAUUGAUGCUCCGGUGAUUCACGUCAAUGGUGAUAACCCCGAGGCAGUAGCUCAAUCAGCGCGACUGGCCCUGGAGUAUCGAGAGACCUUCGGAGAAGACAUUCUCAUCGACAUGGUGUGCUUUAGGCGCUGGGGGCAUAACGAGAUGGACGACCCGACAUUCACGAACCCUCUCAUGUACGACGUUAUCCACGCUCGAGACAGUGUGCCAAACACCUACGCCAAAGAACUUGUGGAAGAAGGAACGCUGGAGAAAAGUGAGUGGGACAAGACUGUGAGUGACUACAUGGAGUUUCUUAACAGUCAUAACAAGCAAGUGGAUAGCUACGUGACAAAGUUCAAGUUUCUCGAGGGACGCUGGAAAGGUCUGAGCCAAGCCCCGUCUGCUAUCACAAGUUGGGACACUGGUGUUCCCGUGGACCUGCUCAAGUACAUUGGAAUGAAGUCCGUUGAAGUACCUCCUGAAAUCACCAUUCACCCCCACUUGCAGAAGGUACUGGUCCAAGACAGACAGAAAAAAAUCGAAGCAGGAACAAAUCUUGACUGGGCAACAGCCGAGGCACUUGCUAUUGGAUCGCUACUUUAUCAAGGCUAUAACGUACGCAUCUCUGGCCAGGACGUUGGGCGUGGCACCUUCAGCCAGAGGCAUGCCAUGCUUGUCGAUAGAGCAAACGAAGAGAGGUAUGUUCCUCUCAACAACAUGGUUCCACAGCAAGGGUUGUAUGAGGUUGUAAACAGUCCACUUUCAGAAGAGGCUGUAAUGUCAUUUGAUUACGGUAUGAGCCUGGAAACUCCAGAAACCAUGGUCAUCUGGGAGGCGCAAUUUGGAGACUUUCACAACAGUGCUCAAGUGGUCAUAGACACUUUUGUUACUUCUGGUGAAACUAAGUGGUUCCUGCAGUCUGGAAUGGUGAUCCUGCUACCACAUGGAUUUGAUGGAGCUGGUCCAGAGCAUUCAUCCUGUCGUAUCGAACGCUUCCUUCAGAUGACCGACAGCAAAGAAGAUGGUGUUGAUGGCGAUGACGUCAACUUUCACUUCGUCAACCCCACGACCCCUGCGCAGUAUUUCCAUCUCUUACGUAGACAGAUGGUCCGUAACUUCCGCAAGCCACUGGUGGUCGCCUCGCCAAAAAUUAUCCUCCGUCUACCGGCUGCAACGUCACCGCUGGACGACCUACGACCUGGAACCACAUUCCACCCUGUACUUGGUGACCCACUCUGGACUGGAGGAGACUGCAGCACGGUUUCAAAGGUGUUACUCUGCAGUGGCAAGCAUUAUUAUGCACUUGCCAAGCAAAGGGAAGCUCUGCAGAAACAGAAAGAAAUUGCAAUAGUCAGGCUGGAGGCUCUCUGUCCUUUCCCAACGAAGGAGCUUUCAGAAGAACUUGGCAAGUUCAAGGCCUGCAAGGACUGGGUUUGGUGCCAGGAGGAACAUCAGAACAUGGGUCCAUGGUUCUUUGUAAGGCCACGCCUGGAAAAUCUUGUUGGAAAACGGGUGCGGUAUGCAGGACGAGGACACUUGGGCACUCCAGCAGUAGGCAUUGGACAAGUCCAUCAGAAGGAGGUUCAGCAGAUCCUUGACAGGGCAUUCAGUUGAAGACAUGCAACAUAAGCAGUUCAAGUUAUACCUUUGUACAGCCGCGACUUUCUGAAGUUGAAAUAGAUUGAUUUUCGUGUUGUUA